AUGACAUAUGAGGUCUUCAAGCUGAAAGGACUCUUUAAACAAGUAAAAAAUGACUAUAUCAGAGAAGCUGAGGAGAGACUAGAGGCAUGCAUGGCCAAAGAAGAUGAAGAGAAAUCACGCCAGGAAGCUAAAGAAAAGGCAAUAUUGGAAGCUGAAGAGCAGGCGAGAAAGGAAGCCGAAGAAAAAGAGGUUGUUGAGGUUGCUGCUACUGAAGCUGAAGCUAAAGCUAAGGCUGACGCUAAAGAAGCAACACAUAUUACUGUAGAGGAAGCUGCUAAGUCAAAUGAAUUUGCUUUGACUCGAGGUGAGUCUUCGACAUAUGGCAUCGCUCCGUUGGUGCUCCAAAUUCUGGAAGAACUUCAGAAGGAACAACAACUUGUGAGAGCCAGACUCGACAAGCAAGAUUCAGUUAACUCCAACAUCCAGAAUCUUCUCACCCAGCUGCUUCAGAGGAUGCCUCCUCCUCCAAACCCUUAG
This is a messenger RNA of Lathyrus oleraceus (garden pea), 477 nucleotides long. Its product is annotated as eukaryotic translation initiation factor 4 gamma-like. The transcript has a single exon. The record is from RefSeq and is a predicted model, not a curated record. Bases 1 to 477 code for a protein of 158 amino acids. Lineage: Eukaryota; Viridiplantae; Streptophyta; Magnoliopsida; Fabales; Fabaceae.